Messenger RNA from Closterium sp. Yama58-4, 8316 nucleotides. NCBI's taxonomy places the organism in Eukaryota, Viridiplantae, Streptophyta, Zygnematophyceae, Desmidiales, Closteriaceae. The record is from the annotation of a GenBank genome assembly.
AUGUCGGGACUGUCGCGUCGGACGCGCUCGCAGAGGCCAUCCGCGACGGCGAAUUACCUCCCUUACAUUCUUGUUAUCGCGCUCUCUGCCUCCAAUCUCGUGGGCUCGACUUCCGCCGCCGCCCCUCCGCCCCUCGGAUCACCGGGUAGCGGCAAUUCUGACACAUAUGUGUUCGCGGAAAUGGUGGAUGGUGACUCGCGCGCAGUCAUCUACCUGCGCCUCUCUUUCGAUUCCACGACUGCCACCAUCCAAGCCACCUACAAGAUCUUUGCCGCUCUCCCCGCGGGCCCGCCAGUCUACAUCACCCUAGCAAACACAACCGUCCCCGGAUGCGACCCGUCCAGAUGCAGCCUCCCCCCAGCCGCCCCCACAUGGGUCCAGCCCGUGCCGUCCGUGUGGCAGACCAUCGGCGAAUUCACCAGCACCCCUGCCACCGACCCUGAGCGCUACGCUGCUCUGCUACAGCUGAUUGACAACUCGUCGGCGUUCCCUGGGGUGGUCAUGGCGUAUGGGACUAACAUGCAGGCGGUGGGGCAGUUCCAGGUUGACGCCAAUGUGAAUUUCCUGGAGGUCGGCCCGGUCCCAGCGACUGUUCCCAAACCCAACUACGUUGUUCGCUUCCGCUCAUACAUGCCUGGCGGCGCCAACCUCGCCUUCACGCAGUCGGCCGAUGGGCUGUCCUUCCGAGUGGAUGUUGUCUUUGUUGUGGUCGUACCCACUGAUGAGCCCUUCACCACCGGCCUCCGAUUCCUGCCAGAAGCAUUUUCCCGCAAUUCCGGCCGUUCAUCCGUCCACGUGUUCAUCUACCUCUACCUGUGCACUAGGGAAUUAAUCGAGCCGCAAAUGGCGGAGAUGGAUCAGGAAGUGGUGAAGGGGCCUUGGAGCCCAGAAGAAGACGAGAAGCUUAGGGAGUUAAUCUCCAAGUACGGACCGCGUAACUGGUCUCUGAUAGCCCAAGGACUCAAGGGGCGGUCCGGCAAGAGCUGUCGCUUGCGAUGGUGCAACCAACUGAAUCCCGAAGUGAACAAGGAUCCGUUCACGGAGGAGGAGGAUCGCAUCAUCGUGAUGGGCCACGCGGAGCACGGCAGCAAGUGGUCCAUCAUCGCUAAGAGCCUCCCCGGUCGCACGGAUAAUGCCAUCAAGAACCACUGGAACUCCACGCUCAAGCGCAAGUACCCCGCCAUUCUCGCCGACAUCAUCAGCCGACGCACCUCCCGCCUGCUUGACUCUCCGCGCGACAGCAUCAGCGGAAACAGCAGCGCGGGUCCCGCGUCCCCCGCGUACGCCGCCAUGUACCGCUCCGCGUUCCCCGACAGCCCCACAUUCUCGCCCGGGAGCGGCGCCGGCACACCCGGGAGCGGGCGAUACGAUUCCGGCCGGUUAGAGCAUAUCCGCGCGCUCACCGAUGUGCUCCGCCGCCUCGCGACCACCUCCGCCGCCGCCUCCACUUGCUCUUCCCCCAGCGGCCUGCACUCCGGCGUCCCCUCCCCCCAUCCGCUCUCGCAGCCCUUCUCUCCCCACGGCCUCUCCGCCAGCAGCGGCGCGCCUUCCCCCGGCUCCGCGCAGCCCUUCCCCUUCGCCGCUGGUGCCGGCGCAGGCGCAGUCGGAGGUUUUGGUUCCGCCAUGACGGGGAUCGGCGGAAGCGGAAGCGGAGGCGGAGGGGAUGACCUGCUCGACUUGCGCCAGCAAACCGCGAAGCGCCUGCGCCUGGCCGCCGCGUAUUCCGGGAUUCCGUUCUCCGAACUCCCUUCCCCGCAAGAGGUUCUCGCUUUCCCCAAGAGCGCAAGCCUGGGGGAGCCCUCCGCGCCCUCUCCGCCCGUAGUCUCCCCCCUCUUCCCGCGCUUCCUCUCCUCCGCCGGCGGUGCUGGCGCAGGCGGGAGCGGCGCAGCUUUCGGCGGAGAUAACGCGCUGGCGGCACUUGCAGCGGGGGCAGGGGGGUUGGGUAUGGGUGGCGGCACAGGCGCAGACCCCAGCGGGUUCGGGGGAAUGGGCGCGGGCGCGGGCGCCGGGGUGGGAUCUUCCCCCCUUGGCUCCCCGAACAACAUGUUCCGCGCAGGACUCGGUGGUGGCGCCACCGCGAAAACGCCACCGUUCUCCGCCUUCCACCACCGCUCUCUCCUCCGCUCCUCCUCCUCCCCCGUAGAGCGCGCCCCCCUCACCGGCCUCUUUCCCUCCGGCCUGGGAACCCCGAGCCUAGGAGGUUCCACCUUGGGAUUGUCGGUCUUGGGGGGAGGAGGCGGCGCAGGGGGAGGCAUGGGGCAAAUGGACGGCGGAGCUGGCGGCGGCGCUAGCAGCAGCAGGCCCAAAGGGCCGUCGAUUCUGGGCCGGCGAAAUCUGACCAUUGAUCUGUCGGUGCUGGAGCAGCAGCAGCCGUCGUCCGCUAAUGCCACACCACAAGGCACGCGCGGCUUGCCUGCCUCCGCAACCGCCGCCGCCGCCGCCGCCGGUGCUGGUGGUGACGUGUCCGCUGGUUCCUCCGGCGGUGGUGGUGCUGUGGCUGGUGGUGGCGGGUUUGCUGGUCCCGUGGGAAUGGACGAAGGCGCUCAUCUGUCCCUAAGUCAGCAGAUUCACAACCAAGGGUCGCCUUUUGAUGCUGCCACCCUCCAGCAGGCGCAGCAGCAGCAGCAGGCGCAGUUCGCAGGGCUGGAAUCGACUCAGAAACGGUCGAGGUUCGCCAUGGCAGCUGGAGCAGGAGCAGGAGCAGCACGGGGAUUGGGGGACACGGAGAGCGCGUCUAUGUCGAGUGGCGGACUGGCGGAGCGACCAGGGUCGCGCAUGGAAGAGGACAGCGCGGACCCUAACAUUGCAAUGGCUCCGCGAAAAGGCAAGAAGGGGCGAUCCGGCAAGUCCGGCAACAACCACGGCAACGCUAGCAACAUCAAUUCCAACAUCAGCAAGCAGCAAGUAAAAAGCGGGUCCAACACGCCGGACCCGCAGUUACCCGCGGAAACCUCGCCAAAUCUGGCGGGAGGGUUGGACCAGUCGCUAGAAACCCCGCAGCUGUAUGCUCAUGGUCCAUCUCUCGCCAAGGUUGCAAGCAAAAAGGCCGUUGACCCUGUGCGAUCCGGCGACAACUGCUCGUCGCACGGAUCAUCGUCAGGCCAUCCGUCGGGGAGCCAUGGCACGGGGAAAAAUUCCAUCGCUCCUGUAGUAGCACCAACAGUAGCGGAUCGCGUCCCCGUUACAGGACAUGUGCAUGAAGCUUCGAUAGUAGCAGCGGCCGUGGAGGAUGCGGAAAGGGCUAGAGCGGAGGAUGCGGCGGACAGAGCGAGUCACCGCAACAAGCGCAAGUUCCGCCUCGACGCGCCGUCCGCUUCCGCGCAGGGAAGCCCGCCGGCCGCUGCGCCGUUAGCGUGUCCGCCGAUGGCGGAGACGGACGGCGGUCAUGCGCGCCAGGAUGUAACGCAGGUCGGAUCGCAGGUGAAAUCUCAGGUGGGAUCGCAGGUGGGAGCGCGAAGCGGUCAGGGGUUAGCGGGGUCGGGGGAGAGUGACUUGGGGAAGCUUCAGAAGCAGCAGCUGAGGCUUGCGACGAGCACGCAGCAGCAGUCGCAGUCGCAGUCGCAGUCGCAGUCGCAGUCGCAGGCGCAAGGUUCGGCGGCUGCGCGCAUGGCGCGGAUGCAGAUGACUUUCCGCGAGACCGCGGAAGCGGGGUCGUACGGUGCAGGGGUAGCUUCGGGUAACCGGGUUAUCAUGCGGGGGGAUGGUCUUCGCCGUUGGGGGUCGCAGGGGGAGGAAGGUCUGCGCGGAUUCGAAGACGAGGGGGGUUUGGUGUCUUGUACCGAAGAUGCUUGUGACGGGUCGUGCGUGGGUGGCAUUAUCCACGUGGAGGAUGAGUAUUAUGACGAGGACGGGGAUUACGAUGACGGUGAUGACGUGGACACUGUGGAUGCGCAGGAGGAUUACGACGAUGACGAUGACGUGGAUAUAGCGGAUGAUGACAUGGAGAGCGAGUUUGAUGACGCGGAUGACGAUGCUGCUGCUACUGCUGCCCACGUUGCCGAUUCGGAGUCUCCUGAAAAUUACAUUUGGGAUGAUGCAACCGAAUUCCGCUUAGAGGAGCUUCUCUUAGAGAAACUCGAUUCGCUCCAUAGCGAAGCGGUGGUCAAGGUCGCUAGCUUCGGCUACACCGAAGAAGCGGCUCGGCAGGCUGUCGACAGGUUCGGCAGCUGCUUCGGCGAGAAGGACGCCCUGACCAACAUCGUCUCCAAUGCUCUCCUCUUCGGCAGAGGCCCGGAAAUCGCAGCCAUGGCCGCAGGCAGCCAAGAGACGGUUUCAAAAGCAUCAGCGGAAGAGCCUUUGGAGGAGCCUUCAACAGGAGCUCACUUAGAGUCUGCUCUUGUGUCAACUCAAAAGCUUUCAACAAGAGCCCACCCAGACUGCGAAUCCAGAGAGUGUGGUGAUGAUGGCGUGGUGGAUACCAUUGAACUGGCAUCACACAGCGAGGCAGCAAGUUCCACGUCAGCGGAGCCACCGGGUGCCACGUCAGCAGAGACGUCAAAUGCUGCGUCCGCCGAGGCACCGAGUGCCACGUCAGCGCAGGCGGAGCAGAACUCGACUGCGUUCUCCAUGGCGCUGCAGAACGUGUUCGCUGGAGCCAUGCUCAAAUCCAUUGCCAACACCACUGGUCUGUUCGGAGGCAUCAACCCGCUCACUCUCUCUACCUCUCCCACCGUCUCCCACAUCGUCGAUGGGUGUGGCAACGACUCUGCGCUGCUUCCCGGCUUAGAUGGCGAUGGCGAUGGCGAUGGUGACGAUGCUAGUGCUGAUGCUCGUGAUGAUGAUGGCGGUGGCGGUGCUGGUGCUGGUGCUGGUGAUGGUGCUGGUGGUCGUGACGGUGCUACUGAUCGUUCUGCUGUGACUGCUGGUGCUGCAGGUGGGGAAGCAGGUGGGGACGAUGAAUGGCAGGUGGGGGGAGGUGAGGGAGAGAGAGUGCGUGAAGUUUCAGGAGGGGAAGAGGGGAGAAGUAGAGAGGAGAAGGCGGGAUGUGAGGGUCAUGUGAAUGGUGCAAGUGUUGCAACAGCAGGAAGCGUUACCAGCGUUGCUGCAGCUCCCAUGUCAGCAUCUGCACCCUUCUCCUUCUCCUCCCCUGCUUACCCCCACGCCCACCCCCCACCUUACACCCACCCGCAACCUCCCCCUCCUGCCUUGGCCCAAACCUCAGUUACCUCCCAAGCCACCUGGCCAGGCUCGGCAACUUCCACUCCGCAGACCGUGUUUCCGGACCUGCUUGUGCAGCCAGGUUCGGCAGGCGGGGAAGGGGUGGGCGUGGGACGAGUGGGAGGCAGCGUAGGGGCAGGGCUGGGAGGGGGAGGGGGGAGUGAGGUGGGGGGAGUAAGGGGGAGGAGAAGGCGGUUGGUGGUAGCACAGAGGAGGCGAGGGGAAGCGGGUACUGGGGAGGAGAUGGGGGGGACAGGGGGAGCAGGAGGGGCAGUGUUAGCAGCGAGUGCAGGGAAGGCAGGAGUUGCAGGGGCAGGUGGGGCAGCACGAGAGGCAGCAGGAGGGGGAGAGGGCCAGGAGAAUCGUAGUUUGGUGCACACAGGGAUGGGUGGAGGCGCGGCCUAUGCUGAUGGUACUGCAGGCUGCAGUGGUGGCUGUGCUUCCGCUGCUGCCCUACCCAACCGUACUGUAGCAGCCAGUGUUCCAUCCAACUGCGCUGCUGUAGCUGGUACUGCAGGUACUGCUGUAGCGGGUAGUGCUGUAGCAGGGACCGCUAUGGCAGGUUCUCCUGCCGUCUCAGCAGCUGCAGGAGCAAGUGCCAGUGCAGGGAGCCAGCACGCUCUGUUGAAUUCACCUGCUCUGUUGAAUUCUCCUGGCGUGGCGGCGCCGUUUGACCCGCUUCAGUCGCAGCAGGGCGCGCCAGGUGGUGUGCUAGCUGGUGCGCAGGCAGGCAGGGUGACAGAGAGAGCAUGUGUGGCGGGGACUGCUGGGUCUGCUGCUGGGGUCACCACUGGUGUCACAAGCAGCGGCGGUGUGGCGAGCAGUGGUGGUAUGACAAGCAAUGGUGUAACGAGCAGUGGUGGAACAAGCGGUGCGCCAAGCGGCAAAACUACCAGUACCACCAGCAUCAUAAAGGCUGGGUUACCAGCAGUUUCAGCAGUUUCAGCAGCAGCAACAGCAGCAGCAACAGCAGCAGCAGCGGCAGCAGCAGCAGUGGCAGCGGGAGCAGGGGGGAAGGGAGUGGAGAGUGCGGAGGGGGUGAUGGAGCGGCUGGAGCAGCUGCAUGCCACGCAUGGCGCCGUGCUGAAGCAGUGCGUGCACCUGGAGAGACGUGUUGAGGAACUCGAAGGACAGGUGGACGAGCGGAAGGAGCAGCACACGGCAUGGCUGGAGGCGAAGGUGAGAGAGCUGGAGGCGGCUGUGGAGGACAGCAAGCACUGGGCGCAGCAACGGGUGAUGCAAGUAGCACAGAAGCUGGUGAGGGAGAGCAAGGAGCUGCGGCAGCUGAGGGCGGAGCGCGAGGAGUGGGUGCGCAGCCGGCGCGAGCACGACGGCAAGGAGGAGAGCGCCGCGCGCCAGCUGGGCGAGAUGGAGGCGGCCCUCCGGAAGGCGUCGGGACAGGUUGACCGGGCUAAUGCUGCCGUUUGUCGUCUGGAAGCAGAGAACGCUGAGCUGAGAGCGGAGCUGCAGGCAGCAGGGCUGAGGGUGAGCGAGGCGAGUGCAAAGCUGGCAGAGGCGGGCAAGCGGGAGGGCAAGUCGCUGAAGAGGGUGCAGGCGAUCGAGAGGGUCAAGGCGAAGCUGCAGGAGGAACUGUCCGAUGAACGGCGCAAGCUGGCGACUGCUCUCUCCGAUCUCGACGCGACACGGCGGCAGCAGCAGCAGGCAGAGCAGCGGUGGCGGCAGGAGGAAAAAGCACGUGAAGAAGCAACCGCUCGCGCUGACGCCGAGUGCCGAGCACGCGAGCAGGCAGAGACAGCGUGGAAGCAGCGCGAGGAGACGCUCCGAGCCAAGAGCGAGGCGGAUGUGAAGAGGGUGCGCGGCGAGGUGGCGAGACUAGAGCGAGAGGUGGUGCAGCUGAGAAUCAUGGCUGGGGCCAGCCUAUCGUGUGCCUCGCCUGUAACGACGCUCUGCUCGCUCGCCGCAUGCCUGACUGUCCUACCUGCCGUGCGCCUGUUGCCCAGCGCAUCCGCGUCUUCGGCCCGCAGUAGGGCGGCGAGUCUUCUCAGGUCUGCGCGCCUCGCAGUGCCACCGACCAUGGCUGUCAAGACGACUCUUUUUGCGCUCUUCCUCCUCUCGCUCGCCCUGUCAUGUGCGGCCUACAGGAUGAUGCCGGGCUACGGUCAGGGUGGCAGAGGCGGCGGGGGCUUUAGGUGGGGCCAAGGCGGAUGGGGACAGUUCGGCGGUCAUCCAGGCACUCGCAUCGGCGCACUGGCGGCGCGCAUGCUGGGAAACAACGUGGCUGACGCAUCAGGCACAGUCACGGGCGACGUCAACGCUACGGGCGUCGUGCUGCUCGCCGUCUACAACUACAGCGGAGACUACAACAUUCGCUACGGUGCCGCCCUCAAGCUCACCGAUGCGGGCCUGCCCACAUCCAUCACCAUCAACGAGAACGCCACGUCAGCAGUCGUCCUGGAUUUCGGCGCCAGUGCCACGUGGACCAAUCUUACGUGGUCCGGAAACUGCUCUGCACUCAACGCCAAUGGUACCUUGAAGCGCGGCGCCCGCCGCCAGCCACCCUUCCCCAAGUUCUUCGGCUUCUUCCGCCCGCCCGUUCCCUCGGGAUUUGUUUACGGUUUUGCUGGGAUGUGGUAUAACGCGAGCACUAUUACCACUGCGGCCGGGCCGACUUAUAAGGAUGUGAUGGAUCUGCUCUUGGCGAAUCCUGCUUCUUACUAUGCGGUGGCCACCACUGAUGCGUAUCCCAAUGGUGUUGCUCUUGGGUCGUUUGCGGCACGCGCAUCGGUUCAGCCCGUCGUUCCCUUUCCUCCUCUCCCACUCUCCCUGCUGUCUCUUCUCCCGCUGUUUCCGCUUAUCCUCGCCGAUCGGGUCCUCGCGGAGUCUGUUCCGCUCUUCGAGAACGGCGCCGACGUGCUGACGGCUGCGGGCAGCGGCGAGCCGGUUACCAACGGCAUAAUUUCGGUGCUCUUCGGCAUCGCUGUCGUCGGACUGGUCGUGCUGACCGGCGGGGUGGCGUACCUGGCAUAUACAGACUGGCAGGACAAGAGGGAGAUGGAGAAGCUGGCAGCAGCGGAGCCGGUGAAGCGGCCAACUGCCACAUCGGAGAUCCGCGCUGCCAUGAAAUCGCCUCCCCGGGCCACGCCCAAGGGGUUUGGGAAGAAGUCGGACAAAGAGAUUGCGGAGGAGAGCGAUGCUUGA